CUCCAAACCCUAUCAGUGUAAGAGUGCUCCGUCGCGUGUCCACAGCUCCGUCGUGAUCCUCCGCCGUUACAGUCGUCAUUUCAACUUCCAACUUUGCAUUUGCUUCUAAUCCUACUUGCACCGGUAUUAAGGUUCUAAUAAGAAAAGGUUGAUAUGGAGCUCACUAUUACACAACCUGAUGAUUGGCAUCUUCACCUCCGUGAUGGUUCCCUUCUAGAAGCUGUACUCCCUCACAGUGCAAAGCAUUUUGGAAGGGCUAUAGUGAUGCCAAAUUUGAAACCACCCAUCACUACCACAGCUGCUGCUGUUACUUAUCGAGAGUCCAUUUUGAAAGCAAUACCUAAAGAUAGCAACUUUACUCCUCUCAUGACACUUUACCUCACAGACAUUACUACUCGAGACGAGAUUAAACUUGCAAAAAAAAGUGGGCUUGUUUAUGGUGUAAAGUUGUAUCCUGCUGGUGCUACAACAAACUCCCAAGAUGGUGUUACAGAUCUUUUUGGAAAAUGUUUUUCUGUUCUUGAGGAAAUGGUUGAGCAAGGUUUACCAUUAUUGGUUCAUGGAGAGGUUACUAAUUCAAACGUUGAUAUUUUUGACCGGGAAAAGGUCUUUAUUGAAACAAUUUUAGAGCCUUUAGUUCAAAGGCUUCCAAAGCUGAAGGUUGUGAUGGAGCAUAUUACUACCAUGGAUGCUGUUAAAUUUGUCGAGUCUUGCAAAGAAGGUCAUGUAGCAGCAACUGUUACACCACAGCAUCUUCUUCUCAAUCGUAAUGCUUUAUUCCAAGGUGGCUUACAGCCUCACAAUUACUGUCUUCCAGUGCUCAAAAGAGAGAUUCAUAGACAGGCUAUUGUUUCGGUAGUCACUAGUGGAAGUAAACGAUUUUUCCUUGGAACUGAUAGUGCUCCACAUGAUAGGCGUAAAAAGGAAUGUUCCUGUGGAUGUGCCGGCAUAUACAACUCCCUGGUUGCUUUAUCACUAUAUGCCAAGGUUUUUGAAGAGGCCGGCGCACUUGAUAAGCUGGAGGCUUUUACAAGCUUUAAUGGACCUGACUUCUAUGGCCUCCCAAGAAACAGGUCAAAAAUUAAACUGAGGAAAGCUCCUUGGAGGGUACCUGAUUGUUUGUCGUUUCCAUUCGGAGAUAUUAUUCCUAUGUUUGCUGGUGAAACCCUUGAAUGGGAGGCAUUGCCUAUUUGAUUUGCGUGCCCUUCUGAAAUUGCUGAUUGUUUGAGGUUGGAAUUUAUGUAGCGUUCAGACUACGAUGAGGCGUUCAGAUUGUUCUCAUUUCCAUUUUCCUGGGUCAGGUGAAUUUCAGUAUGAACCAGAGCAAUAAAUUUCUGUCUCUUGAGAUGGGCAUUUAUGUAGCAAUAAGAAUUUGAAUAGACAUUUUUGUCGUUCUUAAUUUAUCAAUCAGGACUGCACAAAUUUUCCAGAUUUUUCUUGUUUCCGUUUCUUGUUCAUAGUCACAGCUGAAUUUUAGUAUGAAACGAAAGCACUGAUAGGUCAUAUACGACACUGUUACU
Abrus precatorius (Indian licorice) is the source of this 1520-nucleotide messenger RNA. Its product is annotated as dihydroorotase, mitochondrial. The record is from RefSeq and is a predicted model, not a curated record. Gene Ontology annotation, cellular component: chloroplast; cytoplasm. Gene Ontology annotation, biological process: pyrimidine nucleotide biosynthetic process; 'de novo' pyrimidine nucleobase biosynthetic process. Gene Ontology annotation, molecular function: dihydroorotase activity. Bases 154 to 1194 code for a protein of 346 amino acids. Lineage: Eukaryota; Viridiplantae; Streptophyta; Magnoliopsida; Fabales; Fabaceae. The transcript is spliced from 8 exons.